GCCACUCAAAGGCUAGAAAUGUCAUUUUGUGCUGGACCUGCACCUCAUAAAACAGAGGCCUCAUAGAGUAAGGGAAACCCAAGUCCAUAACUUCUUAAAACAGAAAUAGAAGCAUUGCAGUUAAGUUAGUUGACAGUUACAUACAACCCCAAAUAGGCCAACAGACCCAUCAACCAUGGCUGCAAUGCUUCAGCUAAGUCCUCCGCUCUCAGCCACCCAACUAACCAAAGCGAAGCUCAUAAGCACAUGCGCCGAAAUGGGCACCUUCGAAAGGUGUUUGGAGAGAGAUGUAUUCAUUGGGAAUUCUUUGAUUUGCUUUGAUGCAGAAUGUGGGCACUUGGAUUGUGCCCGGAAGGUGUUUGAUGGAAUGCUUGAUAGAAACACUGCGUCGUGGACUAAUCAGAGAGGCUUGAAGCUCAGACUUGAAAACAAUCUUUAGAGUUCAAGCUUCAAAGUGCCAGAGCUGAUAAUAAUUCCAAGAUUUUUCAGGUUUAUUUUUCCUCUUUUUUCUCAGAUUCUGCAGGUAUAUUGUUUUUAUAAGGCUAUGGUUGACAUUUGUUGGUUUUUCUAAGCUUUUAAUUCGUAGUGGUUAGUAACAUUUGGAAUUAGCACAAUGGUAGUUGCAUAAAUUAAUCAGCAUAUAUGGAUGGCAUUUGGGGUCAACAUACUGGCACCUUAAGAAAGAGGAGCAAUUACCUCUAGCUAUGUUAGCAAAGAACUUUGAUCUUAGCAAACGGCUCCAUGGAUUGAUGGCAAUUUUAAUUUGUACAUGUGUUAAAGUCGGACUGCAUGUAUUCCAUUGCAGUGAUCAAGUGGGAUGAUUGAUGAGACUGAUUGUCUGCAGAGUCAUAGGAAAGAGGCUGCUGCUGGAAGAGUACAUAUAUACCUGUAUUUGUAUUCAUGAACACUUAUACAAUAUGCAAGGCAGAAAAGGGCAAGAUCUAUCUUGAUUUUUACUGCAUUAGAAGUGCUACCGUGUUACUCCCAUUACCAUGUAUAUCAUGUACAAUCAACUCUGGAAUAUUUUGAUGAGCAUUGAAUGAAGAAAAAUUCAUACUUUAGCCUGGCAAGUGUAACUUCAUAAUUGAACAUAUGGCUCGGUCUUUACACGAUAAGAACUAUAUAGGUUCAUUGAAAUUGAUAUAUACAGUGAAUUGGUCUCACUGUUUUCGGCGAAAAUUGAUGAUCAGGGAGGAAUUAAGUAUAGAAAUAUCAGAAGACAGCCACUGGCCAUGGGAAGGGAUGCAGAUUCUUGCCAACUCCGAAUAAAGUAGCUAGAAGCAAAAAUGUUUGCUGUUUCCCUUGGUUGUGCGCCUUGUGCUUACAUUAUUUUCCUAGGUUCUCAUGUGCCAAUCCAUCGAAACAUAUCAUAUUUGCACCAUGUUGCCUUGGAUUAACCAAUCCUUUCUUAGGAACAGUUCCAUAGAUGACAGCAAUUUUGAUUUCCAAAAGUGUUCUUCAAAGGGGCCAGCUGCAUUUCUUUAUGUAUCUAUAUGUAAUCAUCUUCUAAUAAAUUCCUGAAUCUUUUCCUUUUCGUUUUCCUUUUCCAAGUUCUUAAUUUUUUUUAUGUUUUAUUUUUAACUUAGGAGGAUGUGGUAAAACUGUCUCUUUGGUGCUGGUUUUGUGUGAUUAUGUUGCAGAAUAACAGACGUAUUACUGUUUUAUUCAUUCAUAAUUCUACAUGUUAGAAAACAUUGAAAAAUAGCUCAUUCUUUAGCAAACUGAUUCUUCCUUUGUAAAUUUAAAAAGUAGUUGAAAGGAUCGGAGUACCCUCAAUUUGAAGACCUAUAAACAGAGGUCUCAAGUAUCUCAGAUCUAAAGGGUUCUUCAAAAGGUCUAAUUGCAUUUCUUUUCCAUUGAAAUGAGUAACAGAGGUGGUUGCUGCAUAUAUUGCUCGUGUCAAUACUGUGUGAUUAUAAAUGCUUUCUUCUCCAUGGUCACUACAUUCUUUUUUUAAUCAACAUUGAUAAUUUCCUUGUCCCAUUAAGCAUCAAAGUAAUGAUAUUUCAAGUCUCCGAAGGCAUCGCAAAGAGUCCAAGUCAAAAAGAAGCUGCUGCUUGGCAAGUGCGCCUCGUGAGAAGUUGCAACUUGCAAAGAAAGGAAAACAUUUAAAAAAUCUUGGAGGUUCUCAUUUAGUCAUUUUCAAUCUCACAUUCACAUUGCAGCAGGCACGAAGAAACUACCUACUCGAGAGUUGAGAUCUCAGAUCUACAAUACAAAAGAACUCUAGUCAGUCAGAUCUACAAUACAAAAGAUCUCAGAUCGAGCACAGCAAACCAAGCAGAAUAUGGCUUCUCUGAUCACUGAAGCAGCAGCAGCCAGUUCUUCAUCUUCUUCUCUCACUCUUUCUUCUACUGAUCACCAAAAUCAUUACACAUACGAGGUGUUCCUGAGUUUUCGAGGCGAGGAUACGCGUUCUAAUUUUACAGAUCAUUUGUAUACCGCUUUGUUUGACAGGGGAAUUCAGACCUUCAGAGAUGCUGAUAAGCUUAGAAGAGGAGAAGAAAUAUCAGCGGCACUUCUCAAAGCAAUUGAGGAGUCCAGAGUUUCAAUCAUUGUCUUCUCUCAAAACUAUGCUUCCUCAAGGUGGUGUUUGGAUGAACUCAUCAAGAUACUUGAAUGUAGAAAAUCUGAAGGACAAGAGGUUAUACCAGUUUUCUACAAGGUGGAUCCCUCACAUGUACGACACCAAACAGGUGCUUUCGGUGACGCAUUUGCCAUGCUUGAUCAAUGCAAAUACAAGGGUAGCAUUGGCAAAUGGAGGGAAGCUCUUUCAGAUGCAGCAAAUUUGUCUGGAUGGACUUACGAGGAAGACCGGUCCGAAGCUGAAUUUAUCAAGAAGAUUGUUAGGGACUUGUCCGCCCGAGUAGUAAACCCUUUAUAUGACUUGGAUGUUGCUGAACAUCCAAUUGGAUUAGAGUCUUGUAUACAAGAUGUCAACAGUCUUUUAAAAGUUGAAGAAAAUAUUAUUCGCAUGGUGGGCAUAUGGGGGACUGGUGGAAUAGGAAAAACUACAAUUGCGAAAGCUGUGUUUAAUUCAAUUCGCCAUAAGUUUGAAUCUUGCUGUUUCUUGACAGAUGUUAGGUCAAAAGGCCUAGUCCAACUGCAAGAGACACUUUUGUCUGAUAUUUUAAACUCAAGUUUGAAGUUGAGCAGUGUGGAUCAAGGAGUCAGUUUUAUAAAGACAAGGAUGCGACAUAAAAAAGUUCUCUUAAUCCUUGAUGACGUGAGUGAUUCUAGCCAAUUAAAGAACUUAGUUCCAUCCCCUGAUUGUUUUGGCCCGGGUAGUAGAAUUCUCAUAACAACAAGAGAUAAACGCUGUCUAACUGCUCAUCAAGUUAAUGAAGUAUACGAGGUCAAAAUUUUAGAUGAAGAUCAAGCUUUGGAGUUGUUUAGCCUGAAUGCAUUCAAAAGUAAUGGACCUCCACAUGCUUACCUAGAACUUGCACGACGUGCGGUACGCUAUGCCCAAGGCCUUCCAUUAGCUUUGAUAGUUUUAGGCUCCCAUCUAUUUAAUAGAAGCACAGAGGAGUGGAAAGCUACAAUAGGUAGUUGUAAAGGAGGUCCUCAGGCAGCUAUACAGAAAGUUCUCAAACUAAGUUAUGAUGCUCUAGAAAAGGAUUUGCAAGAACUAUUUCUUGAUAUUGCUUGCUUCUUUAAAGGUAAGCAUGCAGCCAAUGUGAAACCAAUACUAGAAGCUUGCCACGACCACAAAACAAUGGUGAUUGGUAUUGCACAACUGCAAGAAAAAGCCUUGAUAAGAAUUAACAGAGAUAAUUACAUUUGGAUGCAUGACUUGAUAGAAGAAAUGGGUAAAGACAUAGUGUAUCAAGAGUCACCUGAUGAACCCGGGGAACGUAGCAGGGUGUGGAGUGAAGAAGAUGUCAACGACGUUCUAACAAAUAAUACAGGAACAAAUAAAGUUAAAGGCAUCCAGGUCUCGUGGCGAUCAUCUACGAUAUCUUUGAAUGCUAAAAGCUUCUCAGAGAUGAAGAAGCUUAGAUAUAUUUCUAUGAGAAGAAUAUCCUUUUCUGGAGAUAUUGAUUAUCUCUCCGACCAGUUGAGGUGGCUUGAUUGGCAAGAAUGUCCGUUGCAAUCUUUUCCAUCCGAUUUUAAUGCAAACAGACUUGUAAAUCUCGAUAUUUCUUGGAGUUGCGGAAUCACAAGACUAUGGGAGGGACGUAAGAAUUUUUCAAGGCUAACAUGUAUGAAUUUAAUUUGUUGUACAUCCCUAAAGGAACUCCCAGACUUGAGUGGAAUCCCUAACUUGAAAGAGUUGGAUCUAUCUGGGUGUACCAGUUUAGUUGAGGUUCCUGAUUCUAUUGGAUUGCUUGAUAAGCUUGUUACCUUGACUGCUGACGGUUGCUCUAACCUUAUUAUGUUCCCAAGAAAAAUCAACUUGAAAUCUGUAGAAACAAUCUAUAUUAGCUAUUGCAAGCUUGAGGAAUUUUCAGAAGUCGGCGAAGAGAUGGGUUUAUUGAGAAGUUUGCAUCUAAUAGGCACUUGCAUUAAAGAAUUGCAUUCGUCCAUUGCAAAACUAAUUAGGCUGGAAGAGUUGGAACUACGGAAUUGUAAAAAUCUUACAUUUCUGUCGUAUAAUAUUUAUGAGUUGCACAAUCUAAAGAGUCUUGAAGCGAGUGGAUGCUCAAAACUGGCUACAUUUCCAAAAAUUCCAGUAAAGAUGGAUUCCUUGAGACGACUCUCUCUUGAAGGUAGUGACAUAAGAGAAUUGGAUGAGUCAAUUGAAAAUCUCAUUGGGCUUGAAGAGUUGGAUCUUACUGAUUGCAAAAAUCUCACAGCUCUACCGUGCAGCAUUUAUGGGUUACACAAUCUAAAGAGUCUUGAAGCGAGUGGAUGCUCAAAACUGGCUACAUUUCCAAAAAUUCCAGUAAAAAUGGAUUCCUUGAGACGACUCUCUCUUAAAGGUAGUGACAUAAGAGAAUUGGAUGAGUCAAUUGAAAAUCUCAUUGGGCUUGAAGAGUUGGAUCUUAUUGAUUGCAAAAAUCUCACAACUUUACCGUGCAGCAUUUAUGGGUUGCACAAUCUAAAUAGUCUUGAAGCGAGUGGAUGCUCAAAACUGGCUACAUUUCCAAAAAUUCCAGUAAAGAUGGAUUCCUUGAGACGACUCUCUCUUGAAGGCAGUGACAUAAGAGAAUUGGAUGAGUCAAUUGAAAAUAUCAUUGGGCUUGAAGAUUUGGAUCUUACUAAUUGCAAAAAUCUCACAACUCUACCGUGCAGCAUUUAUGGGUUGCACAAUCUAAAGAGUCUUGAAGCUAGUGGAUGCUCAAAACUGGCUACAUUUCCAAAAAUUCUAGUAAAGAUGGAUUCCUUGAGACUGCUCUCUCUUAGAGGCAGUGACAUAAGAGAAUUGGAUGAGUCAAUUGAAAAUCUCAUUGGGCUUGAACAUUUGGAUCUUACUGAUUGCAAAAAUUUCACAACUCUACCGUGCAACAUUUAUGGUUUGCAAAAUUUAGGGUACCUUGAUCUUGGUGAAUGCUCAAAACUUGCCAGAUUUCCAACAAAUACCAAACUUUUGAAUGUCAAUGGUUGCUCACCAUCACUUCCCAAGCUACACACGUUCAGUAUCGCAGGAUGCAGUUUAUUAUCAGAUUGUGAUUUCCUGAUGACUCUUGAUUGCUGGGAAACAUUAGAGUGGCUUAAUCUGUCAAGAAACAAUUUUGUUAGUCUUCCUGCUUGCCUCACCAAAUUUGUCAACUUGUGGAUGCUUGACUUGUAUGGUUGCAAGAGACUCCGAGGAAUUCCGGAGCUUCCACCAAACGUUGAACCAAAUCGUGGAGCUGUGAUAGAGGCGGCGUCGCCGUGAAUUGAAGAGCCAACUCCGUCGUCAUGGCGGCUAUCUUUGUCUUCCGAAACUUCGAAACGACACCGUAGCGCGGAAGAACCAUCACCGGCUGAGUUGUCAUGGCUCUCUCUCUCUCUCUCUCUCUCUCUCUCUCUCUCUCUCUCUCUCUCUCUCUCCGGAACCAACACCAGUGAAUCCUCCGAAACGACAACGCACUGCCGGCGAUGGGCAAGCAUCAAUGGUCCAUUCUGCUCAUGAAAUGGCUCCAUGAGAGUGGCUGGCUUUGGUGGCUUUCGUCUGCGAAUGACGAUUAUCACCAUCAACAAGAGCAGCAGGAGCAUCCGAUUUCUCUACAACUCCCAUCACUCAAUUAGUCCGCAGCUUCAACACCAUGAGGAACCAACUGAGUUGUUAAGGCUUUCUCUGUCUUCAGAACCAAAAAAACAUCGUGGCGCAGUUAAAGGUGAUCAAGACCAGUGGCUCUCUUUGAACUCUGAAGCAUCCACUUCAGUGUUUAGACAAUAAUAUCAUUUAGUUGAGACACAGAGGUUUAAAAUCCCACCUCCUAUUUAGAAAGAUUUCAACAUUUCUCAGGUUUGGGUAUGACCCUGUUUUGAGGCUGUCUUCAUCUGCUAUUUACUCAUCAAUCUUUUGUUUGUUUAUUCCGUUUGCAGUGGGGACUAUAGAUUUUGCACUUGGAAAGGUUACAGACUCUGGCCAAGUUGGCUACAUGGUGAUUGUUGAUCUCCUGAAUUUGAGAUAACCGCAAAUGAGCUAGAGGCAAAGAAGUUCUAGCCUGGCUUUGGCUAAGAAUCUUGCUUCAAGGUGAUGCGGCAGGUGUGUGCUGACCUUCUUGAGGAAAAUGGAACUGGUUUUCAUUGUUUCAAAGGAUGGAAUUGAUACUGUGACAGUGGUAUGCUGAUACGAAUGCUGAGCAAUAAGCUACCGAAAGGCAGACAUUUGAUUGGGGAUAGUGUGGUUUACAAUGUGGGUGUUUGGUUACCCCAGGAGUUUCAGCCGCAGCUAGAAGUUACCCCUAUAAUUAAGUAUGUUUCGGAUCCUCAGAUUGUGUUGGGCCACUAAAUUGUGGUGAAUAAGUCACAUAUAUAUGCUAUGGAUUGAAGCAGGGGAAUAUUCGGGUUUUGAAUAUACACACUGCAUUGAGUUUGUUGUUUCAAGCUGAUACACAGAUGAAGAAGGUGCGCCACAAAUCACAGGAAAGAUUGUUAUGGCCAUUCAAAUAGUUGGUGAGGGGGAAGCUGUUCAUCCACGAGUUUGGCGGCACUGUCAUAAACAAGAGGUUUUGGUUGUUCAUGUUGGGAAGCGUUUUUACAAAUUGUUACUACUAAAGUUGCAAAGGGUGAAGUCCCUUCUGCUGAGGAUCCUAUUAAAUGUCCUGUUGAAAAACUUAUUGAUGGGGUCCAAAUAUUUGGUGGUAAACAUGAUGGAGAGGUGACAGAUUUAUUAAUGUGCCAAUGGAUGACCACCCGGUUGGUUUCUGCUUCUAUGGAUGGAACUAAGGACGGCUUUUUGUCUGGAAAAUUUCUGAAGGUCUAGACGAAGAAGGUACACCACAAAUCACAAGAAAGAUUGUUAUGGCCAUUCAACUAGUUGGUUAGGGGGAAGCUGUUCAUCCACAAGUUUGUUGGCACUGUCAUAAACAACAGGUUUUGGUUGUUCGAGUUGGGAAGCGUGUUCUACAAAUUGAUACUACUAAAGUUGCAAAGGGUCCCUUCUGCUGAGGAUCCUAUUAAGUGUCCUGUUGAAAAGCUUAUUGAUGGGGUCCAAUUUGUUGGUAAACAUGACGGAGAGGUGACUGAUUUAUCAAUGUGCCAAUGGAUGACCACCCGGCUGGGUUCUGCUUCUAUGGAUGGAACUAUAAAGAUCUGGGAAGAUCGCAAGUAACAACCACUUUUAGUACUGAGACCCUAUGAUGACCUUCCUGUUUAUUCAUCUAAACUUGUGACGGCUCCCAACAUGCUUGAUCACAUCAUGCUUAUAACAGUGGGCCCACUUAAUCGGGAAGUGAAGAUUUGGUCCUCAGCGAGUGAAGAAGGCUGGCUGCUUCCCAGUGAUGCUGAGUCAUGGAAAUCUACCUAGACCUUAAGAGUUAAAGAGCUUUGCUCAACCUCGAGUUGAGGAUGCAUUCUUUAAUCAAGUCAUAGCAUUGUCACAAGCUGGCCUUCUUUUACUUGCAAAUGCUAAGAAGAAUGCUAUAUAUGCCAUGCACUUAGACUUAGGUGGUGGGCCAGCAUCUACACGUAUGGAUUACAUCGCAAAAUUUACUGUUACAAUGCCUAUUUUGAGCUUUACUGGGACAAGUAUAUCACCUCAUGGUGAACAAAUUUAUUGUGUCCAAACACAAGCCAUUCAACAGUAUGCUUUGGACUUAUCCAAGUGCAUACCUCCCCCAUUCUGUAGCGUGUACUAAACAAGUUUCUGAAUUAGAUUAGCAUUCUACUAGUCAUAUAAACAGAAAAUCUUUGAAAGUUAGUUCAUUUAAAUUUAAAUUGAUUACAUUAAA
Molecule: messenger RNA, 8327 nt
Organism: Rosa chinensis
Lineage: Eukaryota; Viridiplantae; Streptophyta; Magnoliopsida; Rosales; Rosaceae
Product: disease resistance protein RPV1
Exons: 14
Coding region: 2288-5824 (1178 amino acids)
Biological process (GO): defense response; signal transduction
Molecular function (GO): ADP binding
Source: RefSeq, a predicted model, not a curated record